This is a messenger RNA of Lactuca saligna, 459 nucleotides long. NCBI's taxonomy places the organism in Eukaryota, Viridiplantae, Streptophyta, Magnoliopsida, Asterales, Asteraceae. The record is from the annotation of a GenBank genome assembly.
AUGGUUUUGGAUGACCCGGGUAGGAGAUAUGGUGUUCAAGAUCCAAAUACUAAAAACAAUUUUACGUGCACUUUUUGUGGACAAGUUACAAAAGGAGGAGUAUACCGCCUCAAAAUACACUUAAUUGGUGGUCAUAAAUACGCAAAGAAAUGCCCAAAUUUCCCGGAGCAUGCUCGAGAAGAAUGUAGGGCAUACAUGCAAAAGAAGGGUGAAAUAAAGGCACAUCAACAUAUGGAAGCAAAUUUUCGGAUGCAACAACAAACUUAUGGAUAUGAGGGCAUUGAAAAUGAGGAGGAAGAUGUUAUUGAAAUAUCGGCUUUGCUGCUUGAAAUCGGGUUCCUAAUAAAUCACGAAACAAAAAAGGUUCAAGAAAUCGAAUUGAAGAAACUGCUUCACGAAAAUCAACCUCCUUCAAAACUACAUAUACUCUGUUUAAGGACUUUGAAAUUUGUUGCUUAG